This is a messenger RNA of Dujonia railenensis, 2046 nucleotides long. The record is from the annotation of a GenBank genome assembly. Lineage: Eukaryota; Fungi; Ascomycota; Pichiomycetes; Serinales; Debaryomycetaceae.
AUGUCUUCCACUGAAACCACUUCCUCAAUUCCGCAGCCAGCGGAAUGGAACCACACACCAGAAGAAAUCACUUCCCUCACAAAGAAACAUAUUGAAUUAUAUACCAGAUUUCUUGAUGAAAUUGCUGCAAUUGAAAACCCCACAGUUGAAAACGUUUUGAUCCCAUUCGGAAACUUUGAAAACGAAAACUACUACUUCCAAAACCAAAUCCCAUUCUAUCAAUAUGUCCUGGACAGUAAGGAACACCGUGAAGCAUCCCAGGAAGCCAGUAAGUUACUCAAUGAGGCAUACGUUGAUUUGGCAAUGAGAGUUGAUCUCUAUAAUGUGUUCAAAAAAUUAGAAGCAUCGGCUAGACCUGAAGAUUUCCCUGAUGCUGAGUCUAAGAGGUUGUUAGAAAAGGUCAUCUUGGACUACGAAAGAAAUGGGUUGCAUUUGAGUGAAGAGAAGAGAAAUGAGUUGAAGAAGAUCCAAAAUAAGCUCAAUGACUUGUCUUUGGAAUUCAGUAAGAAUAAUAAUGAAGAAGAAGGUUUCCUCUUAUUGACAAAAGAGCAAUUGAAAGGUGUGCCAGAAGCAACAGUAAAGCAGUUUGAAGAAGAGAAAGGUGAUGAUGGUGAAACCUUGUACAAAGUGACCUUCAAGUAUCCUGAUAUCUUACCUGUCUUGAAGUAUGCACAAAACCAACAAACCAGAAAGGAAGCCUUCAUUGCAGAUGCUAACAAAGUUAAGCAAAAUGACCCUUUACUUUUAGAUUUGAUUAAGUAUAGAUUUGAAUUGGCACAAGUACUUGGUUACGAUAACAUUUCCAAGUAUAUUUUGGAAGACAGAUUGGCUAAAACAGAAACUAGAGUAUUGGACUUCUUGACUGACUUGAAAACUAAAUUAUCCCCAUUAGCCAAGGUAGAACUUGAAAAGUUGAAAAACUUGAAAGAUGAACAUUUCCAAGAGCAGGGCCUCGAUAAGCAAGAUAAAUUUUAUAUUUGGGACAACAGAUUCUAUGAUAACUUGAUGCUUGAAAAGGAUUACCAAGUUGACAAUACUAAGAUUGCAGAAUAUUUCCCAUUACAAUCCACUAUCGAAAAGAUGCUUUCAUUUUACGAAAACUUGUUCGAUGUGAAAUUCGUGGAAACUACUGAAGGAAAACACGUUUGGCACGAAGAGGUCAAACAAUUUGCUGUGUAUCAAAAUAUAAAGGCAGGCUCGCCAAAAAACCUCUUCUUAGGUUGGAUUUAUUUUGAUUUGCACCCAAGAAAGGGUAAGUAUGGGCAUGCAGCCAACUUUUCCCUAUUUCCUGGGUAUGUUACAAAGUCUGGAGAAGUGAUCCGCCCUGUUACAGCGUUAGUGUGUAACUUCACCAAGCCAACCAAAGAUACUCCAUCGUUAUUGAAGCAUGAUGAAGUUGUGACAUUCUUCCAUGAGUUGGGACACGGGAUGCACGAUAUUUUAGGAUUCACCAAAUUUGCUAGGUUCCAUGGUACAAAUGUUCCAAGAGAUUUCGUUGAAGCACCUUCACAAUCAUUUGAGUACUGGACUUGGUCUAAAAAUGAAGUUAAGUCUUUAUCUUCUCACUACGAAACUGGAGAACCAAUACCUGAUGCGUUAAUAGAUCAAUUGAUCAAAUCGAAAAACGUUAAUGGUGCUUUAUUCAAUUUAAGACAAUUACACUUUGCCUUUUUUGAUAUGAAGGUACAUGUGCUCUCCAAGAAGGAAGACAUCGAACUGUUAGACUUAUUAAAACUUUGGAAUGAUGCUAGAGAAGAAUUGACAGGAAUCUCAAAUGGUGGAAUUAACACCUAUGGCUAUGGCUCAUUUGGUCACAUUGCAGGAGGUUACGAAUCAGGUUACUACGGAUACCUUUUCUCUAAAGUUUAUGCAGACGACAUCUACUACUCUAUCUUCAAAAAUGAUCCAUUGAACCAAGAAAAUGGUAUUAAGUAUAGGGACUACAUUUUGUCUAAAGGUGGUUCAAGAGAGGUAAUGGAAGGUGUAGUUGAAUUAUUAGGAAGGGAGCCUACCUUGGAUGCUUUCUUAGAAGAGUUAGGAUUAUAA